AAACUAAUCAUGUUAUUAUUGUUAUUUUAUUGAUUUAAUAAGAUUAUGGAGGAUCGUAGUUGGAUGUAUAGGCGUCAAACUCCACGAGAAGAAAUAUAUGAUGAGUUCUAUAAUGGAGUUGAACAUUUCGUUCAAUUUGCAUAUAAUAGCCUUGGUCUUGAACUGAAUGAUUUAAUCAAAUGUCAUUGUCCUAAAUGCUUUAAUUUAUCGUUGAUGACUUGGGGAAUGGUAUGGGACCAUCUUACUAAGAAUGAUCCACGGUUUGCUGUUAAUUUGGGAGAAUCAUCACACAUCCAAGAUACACACCAUGAUGAAAGGAUUGACUUUCAUGAAACGGUGUAUGAUGCAUUGUUUCCAGAGGAUGAUGAUAAUCGAGAAAUGGAAGAUAAUUUCCCCAAUCAACGUCUAGAUGAGGAACCAAACAAUCAAACAAAGGCAUUUUAUGACUUGCUUCAUGCAUCUACAAUUCCACUUGGUAGUUCUAAGAGGUAUGAGACGGUGCUCAACUGAUUCUCUUAUAUGUUGCAUACAAAGACUGCAAAUAAUAUAACUGAUAAUGGUUU
Molecule: messenger RNA, 563 nt
Organism: Rubroshorea leprosula
Lineage: Eukaryota; Viridiplantae; Streptophyta; Magnoliopsida; Malvales; Dipterocarpaceae
Source: the annotation of a GenBank genome assembly